AGGAACCGUUUGCGUGUACUGAAUAUGUUGAACGCCUUGCGAGCACAAUUGAAGGAGGUGGGACUAAGGGAGGAGAAGAAUCAUUUGAUCCGAAUAAACUUCACAGUUUCUUUGUAAACUCAAUACAUCAACUGCAAUCGCUUGACAAGUCAAUUCAAGGCCAAGUUAAUAAACUGGAAGAAUUAUGUGCCAAGGAAGAGAAAGAACAUAAAAGUAGAAUUGUAGGAAUGGACGAUGACACCAAGGUAAUCCACAGUUUUAUAGAGGCAUGGAUUUUCAAACCCGAGCAUAAAUUUCCGUCUUGCUCCUAAAGUAUGACAAACUGCAAUUUAAGAACAGCUGUCAGUAAACGUAGACUAACUGUACAUGCAUGGUACAGAGUAGUAUAUAUGCAGUAGGCCUAGGCCCCGGCUCUUUGUUGAAUAAAAUCAUUUAUCGAAUCGAAUAGGGUGAGGCGGUUUUUCGGUAAACCGAAAAAACCCGAUGUCUUUUGAAAACCGAAAUACUCGAUGUUACUUUUGGAGAAAAACCGAAAAAAACGGGAGGAAAAGGAAAACCCCCGAAGAAAAUUCGAUAUUUUACUAAAAUCGAACCAUACUUAUAGAGUUUGUUGCAAAUGAAUCAAGUUUUGGCAUUUACACACGAAAAACUAAAGACAUUUUGUUUGAAAUUUGAUAACGUCUUCAAAAUACCUUACGUGUAAUAUUUUGCGUGAGUACCGAGUAGCGUGUUGUGUCUUUUUUUACCGUAGUUUCGAUUUUCGAACGUAUUUUUUUUUUAAAACCGGUUCACUCGGUUUUUUCUGGGUUUUUUGGUCGGUUUUCGUUUUUUUGUAGAAACCGCCACACGCUAGAAUCGAAUUUAUUUUCCUAAGUAUUUAAUAUUUCUACCUCUGUAAAGGCCGAUUUACACCGUAUAUAUACAACUUUGUCUAAAACUGUCGCAUGCAACCUGCUUACAACUUGAGUUUUUAAUGUGUAAGUCAAGCACACAACUCACUCAGGGAUGGAUUUAUAGGGGGAGUGCACAGGGGUGCGCACCCCUGUUGGCCUUGGUCAACAGGGGUGCAAGGGGGGUGCCAAAAAAAUCAAAUUCAGAAAUAUGGCACAAUUUCCAAGGUUUUUCCUUUUUUGAAGUCAUACUGAAGCUCAUAAUUCAAUGCCCAUAUCGCAGGAAAUGGCAUUUCUAGGGUUCUAAUUUUCAAAAUGUUCCGGAGGGCAUACCCCUGGACUCCCUAAGGAGCUUACGCCUUGGCGCUCAAGUUGUUAGGAAGCCGCCAAUUCAUUUGAAUGCUCCCCACCACCCCGUAAAGAAUUAUAAAGGAACACUCGGCUGCUCACCGAGCACCCCCUAGAAAAACUUUGCUGGAUCCACCCCUGAACUCACUUACGACAACGUAAGUGAAUUGUGUAUACUUGAUUUACAAAGUACAACUCAAGUUGUAAGCAGGUUGCAUGCGACAGUUUUAGGCAAAAAUUGUGUAGUUAUAAUUCGGCCUUGAAAUUCAACCUGUCGGCGGGGAGGGAGAGAAAUAUUCAUUCCAAUAGUUGUUUCAAAUAUUCAUAUCUUAACAUUGAUAUUCCUGCCGUCAAUAUUCAUAUUCCUAGCCAAGAUAUACGUCCGUAUUCAUAUUCACACUACUUCACAACCCAGUCUUCGAUAUUCAUCUUCCCCGAAAUUAUACAAGCUUAAUUUAUAGAGAAGUAACAAUACUAAUAACAUGUAUUAACUUUAGUAGUUUUACUACAGAAUUUUACUUCAUCAUUGCUUUACUAGAUGAUACUGUAUCGUGGCUUUUUAUUGCACUCAUUAUAUACAGUACCAUUCUGGAUAUUUUGUAGACGGCAACAAAAAUAUUUCACCAGCUUGAUGAUCGUAUUAAUUCUGUUGCAACGAAAGUUGUUCAUCUUGGAGAUCAACUUGAAGGUAUUAAUACGCCCAGACAGAGAGCAAAGGAUGCUUUACAGCUGAUGAAAUACUUCGACGAAUUCCUUGUGGCCGAUACACCCACCUCUUCCGUAUUUCAAGACCAAGCCAGGGUAUUUAUAUAGUUUUAUGCUAUAGGUUUAUAUAAAAAUGUACCUGUUUUUGUCUAAUAUUUUACCUCCUCGGUAACUAACUAACUAUACUGUCUUGGGGUUUUUAAGGCGUUGUUAUUUUCGAGUUUUUGUUUUAUAUUAAUAUUAUUUCAAAAACUGAUAUAAGAAAGUUAUUCAUGUAAAAUACCACUCCUGUCGCCAGAGCCACUUUCACUCGGUCACUUGUUGAAAAUUAGGCUCUGGGUUAGACAACAAAAGGGAGAGUCUGAUUGGCUUCUCAGAGAACUGCUAUUUCGCAGAAGUUGACCAGUUUUCGCUAGGCAAAAUUAUUCUAUCAACAUAUGUCAAGACAAAUACUUCAAUGUGAAAAUUGUGGUGGGGUGCUAAAGCGUCCCAAUUCAAGAGCUUUCGCUUCUUUAGGAACUACAUUACUGCAAGUUUUCUUGCACUUCCGGUUCCGUAUGUCCCAGGGCCUAUGGAGGCCGAGAGGCCCUGGGGACGAGGAUGGUAAAAUACGGGCAAUCUGGUUCCCCGAGUCUGCGAUCCUCGGGAAGGAACGUGAGGCUCUGGGAUAAUCCAUUUCCGGAAGCCAGGAAUCCUGGCUAAGACUGAACUGCGCAUUCCAUUUCAACGGCGAAUCAGAUUCCUUCCUGAAACGGAUUAUCCCAGAGCCUCAUGUUCCUUCCCGAGGAUCGCAGGCUGGGGGAACGAGAUUGAAAUACGAGAUGAAUGAUAGAAAGAUUGAGAUACUGAUAAGAGCGGUUUGAGGUACUGAUGAGACGAUUUCUAUAUAUUAAGUAGAAUAAAAAGUUUUGACCUUUGUUUAAAACGUUGUACAGUAUGGAUCUCCUUGGUUAUUUCACAGAUACAUGAAGCAGCUAACAUUAUCCAGAAGCUACACCAAAUAUCGCAAGAACUUUCAAAUGAUAAGUACGUACAUAUACGUUUACUUUUUGUGAACGAUUCUGGAUCGCACGGAAGAAAGACACGACUGUGCUCAUAUAUAGUUUAUUUUAUUUCAUUCAGAUUUGAAGAGGUGAAGAGUAACAUAGAAGGUAUUUUGUACAUUAUUUGGAUGUGCUUUCAGUUUUGGAUAAAUUAUUUGAGAAAAUUGUAAAAAUAAUGGCGAAUUCUAAUCGAAUUUAAAAAAUAAUAAAAGUUUAACACCCAAGGGACAAUACAUUAUCGGAUGCAUUAUACCUGUGCCCAAAUAAUCCCGGUCCCAUCAUGCACGUCGUUAAACAAAUUCUUACACACGUCGUUAAUUUUAAUUCUUCAGCUUAUUAUCAUAAGAUUGAAGAUCAGUUGAUUGCACUAUUCAAGAAUGCGCAUUAUGCAGGCGAAAUGGAGACGAUGAAAGCAUUGGCUGAAACUCUUCUACCUUUUAAGGUAUAUCAUUAAUCUCCUCCUUAACGUUUGCAAAAGGAAGUGUAUAGAACUGGGGAUAUAUAUUUUUAUGAUAUAGACAACUGCAUGCAAUCUGGUUGGCUCUCUAGUAGCAUGAUAUUAGCUUUUAUUACAUAAUCUCACAUAAAAUAAUAUAGACCAAUCACGAGUCUUUGAUAGAGUCACGUACCUGUCCGAUAUUCUACGAUGUACGCCGACAGGUGCCUAUCUGAUUUUUGGUCGCGCAAUCGUUCGAGCAAUCGCCUUUCACCUCUGAGAUAGCUGGUUAGAUUUUCGUUCCAAACUCGAGACAUUCAUGGAAAAGUCAACACUCUACCAAAAGUAGUGAAUUUUCUCCGUGUGCUCUGACCCUAACUGCCCCUUACACCGUAGCCGUGUUCCGUAAUUCCGUAAUCAGACAUGAGUCAUGCAUGAGGUGGCUGCCAUGCAGAGGCACCCUUAGAAAUCCUUCUACUCGAACAAGUUGAGGCGCGUUCUUCGCAAUUCAACUUAGCUCUCAGCUGGAAGUAAUGGUGAUUAGUCCCCCUUUUUGCCGUAAAUUUCAUGAAAAUUUGCUUAAUUUAUAGCCUAUGAAUGUUUUCAUGGUUAUAAAAUUAUUGUUACAUCUUUGUUACACCAUCAUUCAUGCAGCCGUCAGCAUUAUUGGAGGGGGACGGUUGCCCUGUCUGCCCCCCCCCCCUCCAAGUGUCCGCUUUUGUAUUUGCAUGAUAAAACCACACGUGUUUUCCAGUCCCAUUACAUGCUACUAAAUUACAAAUAAAGGUCUUGUAUAGUGCUGGUGAUGACUUCUAUCUUGUUACGUCUUUGUUCUAUCUUGUUACAUGCAUCUACUAGCAGAAAAACUCAAAUUCUUGAUUAUAUUUCUAGAAAUAUCAAAAAUGUAUCGAAGUAUUUAUUACCGAAAGUCAAAAGGUAUUUCAUCCAUUUUUGUUUAAUUUCCAAAGAUUUGGUUAUCUUUGUUAGUUGCUGCGUACUUAAGCAAAGAGAGAAUAGAUAAACUGGAUUCAUGCAUAACUGCUAAAAUGUUGGAAAACUGACACAUUGGCUAUUUGGAACCCCAUGCUAUGAAGUCACAAUUUUAUCAGCGUUGGAAUGCCACCAAGCUGAGAGGGGGCCAUACAUGUACCUAAUUUUUGUUACCAUGGUUUUUGUUUUCCUUAAUCGGUGCUAAUUGGACGACCGAGCCAGGUCCCCCCUCCCUCCCCUCCUGGCACCAGCUAGCCUUGUCAGUGGUGUACAUAAGGAAUAUGAACUCCAGUUUUACGCGUUUCUAGAGUCAGUUCAAUUCUCAAGACGUCUUUAAAGACGUAGUCGAGUUAUGUCGCAAUGUUAAUGGAUUAGUUAAGUCUGUAUUUGGUAUAAACGGAGAAAUGGUGAUGGGAAAACUUGUGCAAAACAUAUAUGAAGUUGCAAUUCAGGUAGGAGAUCAAUAUGGAUUUAUUCAGAGGAUAGUAUUAACGUUAAGAAAAGUUGUCAUCUUAUAUUUACGGAAAAUAUGUGGGUUGCAUUACAACGUUCUUGGAAUAUUCGCCAUAAAAUCAUAUACGAAAGUAAUAGUACAUUAUUCGUUCAAAGAAGCAUGCGUGUGUGCACCAGAAACUUGACGUAAUCGACGCCCUGGAAAAACGCAUCUUUCGGGUGAGCGUGCAAAUUAGUAAUUGUUAACUGGAACAAUAUAAAACCCUUUGCCUGUCUGUGAAUUGACUUCCCCAUACCUCCUAUUUAAAUGUUCUGAAUGGUUAAUUUCAAAUAAUGAUUGUGUUGUAGAAACAUGUUGAUCAUAAGCUUGAUGAAAGGCUGCAGCAAAAUGAUUCUUAUCUUGAAAACCUGUACAGAUUAUACAGCAAGUACGUAUAAUCUAGUUUCCAUGUACUUCAUUCCUAUUUUGCAUGUUCGAUCAAACGAGGCACAGGAAUGCAUAUAUUACCGUUUGCCUCCCCCGGGGGGUGGGGAGAUAGAAAAGAGAGUAUAGGAUGGAAAAGACAGUAGCAUGGAGGGGAAAUAAAAGUAGUUUUAAAAUUACUGGAAAUAGAAUUUUCAAAAAGUUUAGAGCUUUUCUUCAAACUACGCAAUUUUUGCUGUUCUGUUUACAAGAAUUUCAAUCUGAAAAUGCAGGAAAGCACUACUCUCUGACUGACUACAAAAUUUCCUUGGGCAGCAACUUCUCGGAACACCACCACACGGAUACCAAUGACACAAUCAAUUCGUCAUAAUGUUAAAUACGUCCAGUCUUAGUCAGGAUUGGAUAUAGUUACUACUGGGGUACUUUUUCCCCACUCCCUGGGGGAGUGAAGACUGACCAGGAGUGGCGAAUAAUACUCAGGUUUGGAAGCCCUUUUAAUCCGUAGUGAGGCGGGUGAGUGCAUGCGUAUCCAGGGGGUCAAUUAAUAAAAUAAGGGGUUGUUGAUAUUAAAACUUCCUAUUUUUAAUGAUUUAAUACCAUGCAUGACGAUCACAGUAUUUUUUUGGAUUUGAUGCAACACGACAUUUAUGACGUAUUUUGCAACACUCAAAACUAUUAUAAACACGAGACCGAGAGAUACUGACGUUUUGUUUUAGGACAAAAGAGUUGGGUAAGAAACUAUCUGACUACAAACUGGGAUCCGACUCGUCAUUUCUGCAUCGUUUACAGAAAAAUGUCUUCAGUAAAUAUUUGAACGAUUAUAUAAAGUAAGUGAUAUAUAGAAGUAAUAGGCUAUACCCAUUUUGUAGUGAUUGUGAGGUUUCAGUGUAGGUAUAGACGAACAGUGACGGAUAGCAGGCAUUGGUGGGUCUACUGGGAAGGGGGGGGGGGGAUGCAAACCCCUCGCAGCAUCCCCCUCAGGUGCUGUUCAAACCCCCUUUGGAAAGAGUUCUGCUAUUCUAUAUUAGGUUUAGAUUUCCCACUGGAUAUGUGGAUAUUUAUAUACUUAUUUCAUGUAGUUUGAUCCUGUAAUCCCUCAAGCGAUUAUUUUUUAGCAUGUGCAGACUGUAAUACGCUGUAGUAUACAAUAUGUUAAAACUCACGCAAUAGCUUUUCCCCGCUGAGUGCAGAGGAAAUAUAAUGCAGUAUAUACUCAAUCUUGGUAUAGCUUUACGGUAUUUUAUUAGUUAUCCUACGAGUAGCAACAGGAGCAAAUUUAAGUCAGUCCACAGCCUAGGUUACUGAUUGUUAUAUUAUUUAGGCGUGAACUGAAGUACUUAACUGAGAAGUGCGAGUUGCUGCUGUCCAGAUAUUAUGAAUCCAUUGGGCAUCAGAAGAGAGAGAAGGUGCAUGUUUCCGGGUACGUAUAAGUGAAGUACCUGCCAGAUUCUUAUUAUUUUCUCCUAUACUUUUACUACUUAAAAUUACUCUACUUUAGAUUUCUUUACCUUAUUUUACUGAACUGACUGAUUCAAAACGGAUGACAAAAAUAUUAUUAUAGUAAUUGACUUCUAAAUUCGAAUUUUAAGGUUUAACGAAUUUGUUCGACUGACUGGAUUGACACAGACAUCGCAACAGCAAUCUGAUAACACUAAAGAAACAUACCUCAACCAACAUGUUGCUGUCAGUCUUUUACUCGUGAAUAAAAAUUCCUUACGAAGAUGUGAGAUGGUAGGUGAAGAAUCGUCCUUAGUUAUGGGUUACCAUAGCAUUACAAGUUACGGCGACACUGUUGUUUAGAAACAUUUUGACAUCUCAAUUUAUAAAUUGACAUUUACAGUACUUAAAGUGUGAAGAGAGAUUUUAUAUUAUGCUUUAUUUUGAGAAACUUUCUAUCUUUAAAUAAUCCUAAAAAUAACUUUCAAUCGUAAAUAAACAGCGCAUUUGUUUCUCCGGAAUGUUCCGAUAUCCCUUCUUUGUUUUUCAACUGAGGAAAGUCAUUCAAACUGGUGUUGCAAGUAGGAAGUCUAUUGGUUCAAUCACAAUACACGUAUCUAUAAAGUUACUUAUAACGGGAUGAGAUAUAAAGAAUAGUCCUGCCCGCGGAAUUAUUUUUCUGUUGCAGUGCUGGAACCUUCGGGUAAAGCAACGCUUAGAAUGUAAUAGAUUUAAUCACAGUGGGCCCACCUUGGAAGUAUGACAAAAACACAGUGAUAUACAUAUGUAAUUGAUAAUUAUAAUUGUUAAACUUACUUGGAUUGCUCCGAAUAACCUUGAAAUUUGAACACAAAUAAAUCUUCCAAACACAUUCAACAAAAACGCGAAUUCUACACGAAGUAUAGACGAAAUUUGAGGUUGAAUGUAGCGCAGGCGCACGUUGAAGGCAAUUCAAGAAAAGGAGAGAGAGAAGAGAAAGGGUUGAAACAAAAUUCACGUGAUCGUUCGAUCUGUUCUACAAGUAGCCUUGUUGAAUGUGUUUGGAAGAUUUAUUUGUGUUGAAAUUUCAAGGUUAUUCGUAGCAAUCCAAGUAAGUUUUUAAACAAUUAUAAUUAUUAAUUACAUAUGUAUAUCACUAUGUUUUUGUCGUAUCGUCGAGGUGUGCUCCCUGUGUUUUAAUAUGAUACGUUGUUUGUAUGAUAUUGUUUUUCAAAGUAGUUUUUGAUAUCUUUCUAGCUAUGCAAGUCAUCAGAAUUACCAUCGUGCGUAUUUAACAUAUAUUCUAUUCUUCUGGAUAGUCUUUGUCGUGAACAUCUUGAUUACGCCCUUGAUAUAGGAUUACAGUGUAAGUAAUUUUGCUGAAAGUGUACACAAGCAGGGGCGUAGGAAGCACCUGGAGUUUGGGGGGCACCGGCUUGUAGGGGCACAUUACUAUCGGAAAGGGCACCUAAAAAAUUUUUCCCGGAAAUGUUGUCGACGGGGGGGGGGAGAAAUUUCUCCUGAGGAAAAUUUUCCGUCGUAUCAUACCGAAAUUUAUGUUUGUGACCUAAUUUUUAAAAAAAAUUUGUAAAUUUCCACACAAAAACGGCACCUAUUGUUUUAAUUUAGUAUUUACAGCGACAUUAGCUUCUACAAAAGGGGCACUUUUCCUCACAAAAAAGGGCACUUUUCAACACAAAAAGGGCACUUUUUAUCACAAAAAAGGGCACUUUUAGUCCUUUAAGAAAAUUUGGGGGGGGGGCACGUGCCCCCCGUGCCCCCCCGCUUCCUACGCCCCUGUACACAAGAUAAUAUCCAUCGGAAAAAUUUCGGCUCAGAAUUGACUCGACGUUCGUAUAAUCUUUUAUGUAUAUAAUCUUGACUAAUUCAAUAUGUAUAUAAUCAAUACUAAUUGACCGUAUUUCGGUAAACUUCACCAAUGUUAAUUGACUGUAUUUUAGUAAAUACAUUAGGUGAUUAGGAUAAUCACCUUGUGAAGAACUCCACUAAAGAACUCGCUCUUGUAUGUAAGUAACUCAAAAUAUUAAACGUAUACUUUAUGCACUCUUUAUUUUUUAAGAUUUACCAGGACCAGAACCUAAAUCAAUCCCAAAUUCAAGAUUUCUAGAGGUAGUUGACCAAGCUAACGCAAUCUUUCAUUUGUUGGAAAAACAUUUCAGUGAUGCUAUCAUACGACUUGUUGG
Molecule: messenger RNA, 8909 nt
Organism: Paramuricea clavata
Lineage: Eukaryota; Metazoa; Cnidaria; Anthozoa; Malacalcyonacea; Plexauridae
Source: the annotation of a GenBank genome assembly